Molecule: messenger RNA, 902 nt
Organism: Ixodes scapularis (black-legged tick)
Lineage: Eukaryota; Metazoa; Arthropoda; Arachnida; Ixodida; Ixodidae
Product: gastrula zinc finger protein XlCGF49.1-like
Exons: 3
Coding region: 1-705 (234 amino acids)
Cellular component (GO): nucleus
Source: RefSeq, a predicted model, not a curated record
AUGGAGCCGCAGGGUUGGACGGACGGCGGUGCGACUUCUGCCCCCAAUCUUAUGGUGCCCAGAGAACUAACAACACCAGACUGGAUCGGAGCAGGCUAUGGCGACAAAGUGGAUACCUUUGACCGUGACAGCCGCAGAGGUGACACCUUUGCCGAGACCAACUGGUCGGACCCACAAAAUCAGCAAACGCACCGACAACCGGACAAGCACCCGUGCCGCUUCUGUCCUCACUCAUGCCCUUCCGCAACGGCUGUCGCCAUCCACGAGAGGACUCACACUGGCGAAAGGCCCUUCAGUUGCGAUGCCUGCGAGAAAACGUUCACGCAUAAGACUAACUGGAAGGCUCACGUUAGAACUCACACCGGAGAGAAGCCGUUCAAGUGCAACACGUGCAGCAGGGCCUUUACUCUGAAAUGCAACUUGGCGGAUCACGAAAGAAUUCAUACAGGAGAGAAGCCGUUCAAGUGCAACACGUGCAGCAGGGCCUUUACUCAGAAAGGCACCUUGGCGGAUCAUGAGAGGACUCACACCGGAGAGAAGCCGUUCAAGUGCAACACGUGCAGCAAGGCGUUUACUCGGAAACGCAUCUUGGCGGAUCACGAAAGAAUUCACACCGGAGAGAAGCCGUUCAAGUGCAACACGUGCAGCAGGGCGUUUGCGGCUUAUAGCAAUUUGCACACUCAUCGGAAGCUACAUCGCAAGUGAUCGAAACAGCAACAUGCAUCAUCGUUGUGGAGGGGAUUUAAACGAAAUACUCGAGCACCGACGUGUGUUCAUUUGGCUUGGCGAUAGACCUGCAGCGGUUCUAGUUGCGAGCAGUGUGUGUUUCGCGUGGUUCAAAAUGUUUCAGCCUGUUAUUUAUCGCGCAAACGCAGAUAAAAAAAAUUGUGAAUUUACCUUAG